AUAAAGAAUAUCAUUAUGACUAUUUUACCAAUUAAAAAAGUUAGUAAGGAAUCGAAAGAAAUAGAAAAUAGAAAUCAAGAUAAUAGCCACAUUAACACAUCAUCUCAUAUAAUUCAUUCGCAUUAUUUGCCCACUCACAUACAACAUCAAGAAAACAGAAAUAUUAUUGCUAGGUCUCGAGGUUAUAUAUCUUCAACAUCUCCUAAUUCUUAUAUUGAAGAGAAUAUCCCGAGCACAAGUUUAGAAAAUUCAACAUCAAAUGAUGGUCUCCAAAUAAACAAACGUAAAGUUAAAAAAUCGCCAAAUAGAAUUAACAGAAAGCAUAAGAAUAAUAAGAUAAAUAAAAAUUCUAACCAAAAUUUAGAAGAUAUUUCAGAGUAUAACAGUGGAGAUGAAUAUGAUCAUCCAAAUGUUAUAAUAGACCCAGAAAAAUUAAAGGAGAUGGAACGCUUGUUUGAAAAGAGUUUGGAAGAGGAAAAAGGUUAUAAAAUUAAAAAAAUGAGUGAAGAUGGAGCAUGCUUAUUUAGGGCUGUUGCGGAUCAAGUUUAUGGAGAUCAAGAGAUGCAUGGUAUUAUAAGAAAGCACUGUAUGGAUUAUAUGUUGAAAAAUGGAGAUUAUUAUUCACAAUUUAUCACUGAAAACUUUGACAAAUAUAUCACCCGCAAAAGUAAAGAUAACAGUCAUGGUAAUCAUUUGGAGAUUCAAGCAAUGGCUGAAAUGUAUAAUAGGCCUAUGGAAGUUUAUGAAUAUUGUUUAGAGCCAAUCAAUAUUUUUCAUGGUUAUAAUGAAUCCACAAAUGAGCCUAUAAGAUUAAGCUAUCACAAAAAUUCACAUUACAACUCAAUUAUAGAUCCAUUUAAAGCUACUAUUGGAGUUGGUCUUGGAUUUCCUUUACAUAUUCCAGGAGCUGCUGACCAAAAUUUACUUCUAGAUGGUUUCAGAGCCUCAGAAGCUCUCCAAAUUGAAGAGGCCAUGCUCAAGGAUAAAAUAGCAGCCACGGAUUGGGAAGCAACAAAUCAAAUCAUUGAAGAACAAGUAGCCCGGGAAUCAUACUUGCAAUGGCUUAAGGACACUGGCCGGGCUCCCUUUCAUCACCAUAGUAUCACAGAACUUAAAAAAUUGAGUUCCAAAGCUCUAAAUCAAUUUCAUAAUAACACAAUGACUUUAGUGGCAGAUAACCAUAAAGAGGGCCUAAAGGGGGAAACAGUCAUGGAAAAUGGGAAAAAAUUGGAAAAUCUUGAUAAAUUAGACAAAUCUGAUAAAGUAGAUAUCUCUUCCCAUAAUAUAGCUGUGAAUGAUGAUAUUUUUGUUCAUCACAGAGAUAAAGAAGAUUCAUUAUCAACCUCUUCAGCUUCUGUAUCUUCUGGUCAUUCAUAUACCAAUCAAGAAAUACUCGAAACAAUGAAUAAAACAUUGACUACUUCACUCAUUGACGAAGAAUUAAAUAAACAAUUUUAUUCUAUUGAUGUUGUACAAAAAACAGAUUCGUUGCCCUCCACUUCGUCUCAACCUCUCAGUCACGAUAAACAAUCCGAUGAUCACACCCAAUCCGUAUCCUAUUCCGAUUACUACUUGGACGAAGACGAAACCAAUUCCAUUAUAGCCAAUCUUCCACCCGACAUUUUAGGUUUAAACGUAUGGGAGAACGAUAAAGAUAUAGCAAAAGCCUUAGCUGCCUCACAACAAGAAUACCUAGAUCAAUUAAAAAAGAAUCUUUUAUAGCCUUCAUGAUUAUACCUAUUACCCUUAAAAAAAGUCUUUCAUUAGAAACAAUAAGGUAUUAGUUUGUAUUUAAAUUCUAUUACUCUCUUCUUAAUCAUCUGGUCCUAAUAGCUUAAAAGUAUUCACGCGAUAGACAAGGUAUUUAAAAUUAUAAAAUUUCGAUAACACCUCGGCUAAUUUUAUUCCUUAAAUUAUUAUUUUGCCUCUAUAAAAUUGAUAAAACAAACCAACUUAAUGAUUUUUUUUAAUAUAAUUUUUUUCGAUGUAUCUUAUUUCGCAUUACUCGUUUCGCA
This is a messenger RNA of Gordionus sp. m RMFG-2023, 2015 nucleotides long. RefSeq lists its product as uncharacterized. Gene Ontology annotation, biological process: protein deubiquitination. Gene Ontology annotation, molecular function: cysteine-type deubiquitinase activity. The record is from RefSeq and is a predicted model, not a curated record. The transcript is spliced from 8 exons. The coding region runs from base 16 to 1722 and encodes 568 amino acids. Lineage: Eukaryota; Metazoa; Nematomorpha; Gordioida; Chordodea; Parachordodidae.